Messenger RNA from Syzygium oleosum, 3577 nucleotides. Its product is annotated as disease resistance protein L6-like. The coding region runs from base 1092 to 3023 and encodes 643 amino acids. Lineage: Eukaryota; Viridiplantae; Streptophyta; Magnoliopsida; Myrtales; Myrtaceae. The record is from RefSeq and is a predicted model, not a curated record. Gene Ontology annotation, molecular function: ADP binding. Gene Ontology annotation, biological process: signal transduction; defense response. The transcript has 2 exons.
AGAUAUAAGCAAUUAUAUUUAGGAAAAUGUUUUUCAAAUCAUAUAAUUUCCAUGAAACAAACGGAGCCUUAGUAAUCAGCGCUCGAUGAAGGCAGGAAUAAAUUAUAUGCAUGUGCUUUCAAAUAGAUACUUACAUUGAACCACCGAUCAAAGGCAAUGAUUAGACCAAAUAUGGAAAAACUCCUAGACGAUUCGGGUGCACGUGAGCUCAUUGCAUUUGAGCCCACGAUAUUGGUGGUGCCAGAAGAAACCACACGAUCUAAGGGUCGGCAUGCAUUGGGCACACACAAACUCAAGAAUGUCUCAUAAUAUAUGGUCACCGCACAUUUUAACUUUUGUCAAUUCUACAUGUGAGCGAUUUAUAUAACUUCCAAAACAACAAUCAAAGACAUAACUGUUGGAAAUUUCCUCCAACGAGGAAAGUGCAUGCACCUAGAGGGUGAGGUCCAUCAGGCAAUAAACAGGCGGGUGACAUUAUUUUGGCUAAUGAAAAUGGGAUCAGACAGACUGUUGGAGAAAAUUAGGUUUGUUUAUAUAAUAGGCUAAAAAGAAUUAAGAGCAAGGUCGAAAGAUCCUGACAAGGAUUCAGUAACGUGUGAGUUUUUUGUUCAAAGAGGAAGAUGUUUCUUCCAUGGAGUUCCCUACAUAAUUUGAAGACUCUUGAAUGGAUUCAAUAUCUUAGGUGUGAACUAAAAGAAUUGUCUCUAAAUAUCUUAAGACGUGCAUGGAGUUAUCUAGUUCUUCAAACAUGUGUUUCAAGGUAGUCAAUUGCGCGUUAGGAGCAUUUUGAACAAGUAAAUGAUGUGGGCUUUUUGGAGGCCCUCUGUAUGGCUCAUCCACUAAUCUUUGGCAAUGAAACGACGUCGGUAAACUUAACUAAAGUGAAGGCUAUGUGACCGUGUCCCUGUUACCCCUCUCUCUAUCUCUCUCUCUAAAAAAGAGCACGAACCUUCUUCAGCAUUUCCAAGGGGAGAAAUUAAUGUACACAUUAUUCGCGCGUGGACCAAACCAACAAGUUUGACUUGACUAGAGGGUGAGGUCCAUAAGAAGAUAAGGCGAGGACUACAAGCAUUUGCAGAAUAGCAUCCUGGAUGCAUCUUUUGUUGUUCAUCAAUCACUUUGAGCAACAGCAAAAAAGCAUCUUUUCGUUUCAACUUUGCCCCCCUCAGAUCAACAUGGACAAAGAGAAGAGUCAGGGAAAGAGAAAGAGAGCAGAGGAAGAGAGCAUUGAGGGAGCAUCGACUUCUUCAUUCAUCUCUCCGGUACCCACAAAUAUAGGUAGCGGUCAAUACGACGUGUUCUUGAGCUUUAGAGGCUUGGAUACUCGCAAGGCAUUCACCGAUCACCUGUAUCACAGUCUGAUCAAGGCAGGGACUGUACCAUUUUGCGUGUUCAGGGACGAAAACAGCAUCCCAAUUGGUGAGGAAUUUGGUUCAGAGAUUCUCGAUGCCAUUGCACGAUCAAAAAUUUCGAUCCCCAUUAUCUCGGAAAAUUAUGCUUCGAGCAAAUGGUGCCUCUGCGAGCUCAUUCAUAUCAUGGACCGCAAUAAGAGCACGUCACACAUAGUCUUGCCCAUCUUUUACAAAGUGGACCCAUCAGAUGUGCGGCAUCUAAAAGGAAGUUUUGGGGAGGCCUUCCAUUCGCGUAAGAAACGUUUUGAUGAGAAGGAUAUCCAGGAAGGGCAACGAGCACUUAAUGAAGUCAGUUACUUAAAUGGAUGGGAAUCAGAGAAAUUUGCCGACGGGCAUGAGGGAAAAUUAAUAGAACGUGUGGUCGAGACUGUUACAAGCAAAUUACAGGAAGAUUUUCAGCUAGAUUUGCCUAAGCAACUAGUUGGACUUGAUGGCCGUCUGAAGGAAAUUAUGAAUUGGAUAGGCAAUCCUUCCAUCCAUGCUCGAAUGAUUGGAAUUUAUGGCAUGGGUGGGAUAGGCAAGACUACUCUUGCCAAGUGCAUCUAUAAUCAACUCUCAAAUAAAUUUAUGCAUGUCAGCUUCCUUCAAGAUGUUCGAGAAACUACUAGGCGCCACAGUAUUACGUAUCUACAGAGUCAACUUAUAUCGGAUAUACUAAAUGAAAAAAAGGAAGUGUCUAGAAUUGAUGAUGGAAUUAAUAUAAUCAAAUCUAGAUUCAGAGAAAAGGUUCUCAUUCUUCUGGAUGAUAUAGAUGACAAGAGUCAACUAGAUUCGUUGGCUAGGGAACGUAGCUGGUUUAUGGCAGGAAGUAUGAUCAUUGUUACCACUAGAAAUGAAGCCGUUCUUGAUCAAUCUGAAUUCGAGGUAGACUACAAGUAUGAAUUGUAUGGAUUGGAUAAGGUGCAAGCUUUGCUUUUGUUUAACAGACAUGCAUUUCGUAUGGACCAUUCUCCCAGGGACUUUGAGGGUAUAUCUGGUGAUAUCAUAUCCACCACGGGUGGGCUUCCCUUGGCACUUCAGGUUGUAGGUUCAUACUUGUAUAAAAAAACAAAUAUAAAAGUAUGGGAAGAUGUGCGGAAGCAAUUACAAAACCAACCACAUAGAGAUGUCCAAAAGAUAUUGCAAAUAAGUUAUGAUGCAUUAGAAGAUGGACAUAAGCAGAUUUUUCUCGAUAUUGUUUGUUUCUUUAUUGGUCCAACUAGCCGUCCUCCGAUCAACCAUUACGCCAUGUGCAUGUGGGAGGACUGUGGGCUUUAUCCAAGUCAAGGAAUUGAAGAGUUGAAGUUGAGGUGCUUAAUUAAAAUUGGAGAUGCUGGUGAGUUUAUGAUGCAUGAUCAACUGAGAGAUCUAGGAAGGAGCAUUUUUUGUCAAGGGCAACCACUUGACAAAUGUAGCGGGCCAUUGGAUUGCAACUACAGGGGAGCCUCAAGAGUAGUACGGGAAAAAAUGGUAAAAUAUGGCACUCCUUUCUUUUCCUCUCCCUCUUAUUUUAAUAUAUUUAAUCUGAUCUAUUCUAAUAUUUCAUCUAGCAUGAAUAGAUGCUCUUACUUUCUAGGAAAAAAAUUUUGUGUAAACGUCCAUUUAUGUCCAUUACAACUAAAUAAAUUGUAAGUAUCCGAAGGAUGAAAGAGUUAAAUUAUUUGAUUUGAUUUCAUUGAUAUAAAUUACAUCUAUAAAAUUUUAGGAAUCGGCAAAUAAUAUGCAUUAGGGCCAAUUAUAAGUAUCCAAAUGUAUUGUGGUGCUCCUGUGAUUUUGGAAUCCAAUUUUUAAUAUUUUUUUCUCCAUUUUGAUUUUGAAGAUUCCCGUCCCUCUGCUCUACUAGUUAUUUCUAUCUCUUUUCAUUCUUAUUUCCUCUUAAUAGAUAAGAUAGCAAAAAUCCCCUUAAAAAUAUUUUCAGGAAAAUCUUACUGUUUUUUAAGGUUUUGUCAAGUUCACCUUGCUCAUUUCUCAUAACAAACAUUUCUAUCCACUAUAAGUUGUUUUAUAUUAUUUAUAUUUUUUGGGACAAUGCCUCUUUUGUGCUAGGAACCGCUAGACUAACUUGACUAUUUAAAAAAAAACGAAGAAAACUUGACUAACUAGAGGAAAUGUCGUGCUUAUUAUUAUAUUCAUACCUUUGUAUUCAUUAUAUAUGAUUUUCAGCACGAAGCGAAUUUUUUCGACUA